This is a messenger RNA of Cornus florida, 689 nucleotides long. RefSeq lists its product as uncharacterized. The record is from RefSeq and is a predicted model, not a curated record. NCBI's taxonomy places the organism in Eukaryota, Viridiplantae, Streptophyta, Magnoliopsida, Cornales, Cornaceae. The transcript is spliced from 3 exons. Bases 88 to 432 code for a protein of 114 amino acids.
ACAGGAAGAAAUGAAAGUGACAUUGUUUGUGGUAAUGGGCUGCAACCCAAUCUGUUUGCAUGAGAGUUUUCGACUUGCGUUUCAUCCAUGGCCAGUUUUUGCUGCUCCAUUGAAAUGGAGCCCAGGACAUUGAAUGAAGGGCAAAUCACCCUUGCCAGAGAAGUAGCGGAAGACAUUGUGCAAAAGAAGGAGCACAAUGAAGCAUCGGGUAUCUUCAUUGAGGGACUUAGACCAGUUGUUACCGUCAAGGAGAUGACAGAAAUGGCUCAAAAUCAAAAGGGAGAUUCAAUGCUUGACAUUAUUGGUUGCAAGGAGAAGGCUGCUGCAGCUGGCAUCUCAGAAACAUCUUGCCAAUGCUUACGUGCUUCUGAUAUCGUCGAAUCCCCGGAUCAAGCUGAAGUACUUAAGGAGCCACUUUCGGCUCCUUUUUGAAACUUCCCACUGAAGUUGAGAUUGGUGGUAAAUUGAUCCAUCUUGUAAAACCAGAGGUUUUGAAGUGAUUGGUUUAUAUUUAUUGAAUGUUAUGUAUUAGUUGAUCUGUAUUAAUUAAUUAAGCUGGUUAAAGAGUUGAUCAAGGAUCACAAUUAUGGAAGACCCUCUCUCUGUUGGCAUAUAUAUUGUAAUUAUUAUACACUGCUGUCUUCUAGGCUUUGGACUUGCAUGUGUCUAAUAAAAUGUGCACUUCUUUC